GUGCACCUUGCGUUGUCUGCAUAAUCCUCGUCUGUUGGGGAGAGCCAAUAAGCAGACAAGCCGGUCACGGCAGUCUUAGCGAAAUCCCCUGUCAAAUUAUCCUGCACCGCCACCAUGGCCCAGAAUCACGUGCCCUCUGAUCACCUCUCCAUGCCGACCCAGAAUAUAUACACCGACCCUAGCUAUGACAACCUGUUUGGCAACGUUGACCAGUAUGGCACCCCCCCAUGGAGCCAAAGUCAACUCAACCCCCACAACCCCGGCUUCGUGCAGUCAGGUCACCAAACAUCCAAUUCACCGUCCUGGCCUCACACAUUCUCACAACAGUCUUACAACGCCAUUGGCCACGGAUACCCCAACGCUUCUCCCUCUCCCUACCAAUACGGACAGUUCGGAAAUCAUGCCGCAGUGGGCAGCUAUGCACAUUCGCCCGUCGUCGACCCAGCCUUGGUCGACCCUAUGGCUAUGCGACGGCAUUCCCCCUAUCAGAUACCCUCUCGUAAUGCCACCCCACAAGGCCAACCUAGUACUGUAGCUCCUCAAGCUCUACAGCAGAAUGUAGCUCCAGUUUCUAAUGCGGCCAAAACCGUGUCAUCCUUUCAGGUGCCCAAAAGCACAACAGAGAUGUUCUCUCAACGUGCGGCGUCGACGCCGUUGGCUAUGCAGCAGCAGCAACAGCAGUUGGUGAACAAUAUAAAGUUCGAGGUACCAAAGGGGGUGACGGCUGGUGGAUUCGUUCUCAUUAACUCUUCUGCCCUGGCAAAAGCCACUAAUUCUACUCCACUGAAUAAAUUCGUGACAAUUGGCGCACAACAAGUGAAUACCGCCCUUAAUCGAUCCGCACUGCCACAGUACAACGCCCGCUCCUCGGUGCGUGAUCUGAAGAAAAUUGGUGACAAGAAAGUCCUGGCCAAACUCUCCAAGAAAUCGGUGUCCACGAAAUCAUUCCGCCUAAAUGCAGCCCCAGGGAGCAGAACCAGUGCUGGUAGCCCGUCCACCCUCAAGCGGGAGGAGGUAUCUGAUAGCGAUAGUGUUUCAGAUUCAGAUGAUGAUAGUAGCGAUUACUCCAGCGAUGACGAUGAAGAAGAGACCUCUCCUUUGCCUGCCGCACGGCCUGAUGGACCUGCUGAAGCUGUCCGCUAUGACGUAAUCAAAGCCAUAUGGCUCCCGCGAAAGUCGAAACCAAGCUCCGAAAAGAUCAAAGCCGGUCUUCACCAGUUCUGGGAGGUCCUCGCAACCAUCCAAAAACGGUGGAGAGUGGAUAGCAAGGCUGUCUCGGAGGCGGAGGAGCAAAAGAAAACGAAGGAACUUCCCGUCCUCAAAAGCCGUGUCACCAGUCAAAGGGAUUUGCUUGAGGCUGCCCUGCAGACUGCUCUCUCCCAUGGCCACCCUGAUAUUCUCUACAAUCUUGGCCAGGUCAAGGCCUUCCUCUACCUGUGCUACCAGUUUCUAGCCAACCGAUUCAAAGCGCAAGAUUACAACGGAUCUCUCUCUUCACGCAUCUAUGAAGUCCUAUCUCGCUGCAAAGGCACCUUAACUAACGAGCUCCUGGAGGAGACUAAGGUCAUCAAGGCACUCAAUUCCAUGAAGAAGGGAGCGAGCGACCACAAUAAAGAACUCAUUCAGCAAACUAUCGAUGGUGCUGCCGCUGGGUCUAAGAAGCCGAAGGUGAGCUCACCGCCUCAGGAGGAGCCCAUGGACACUAGAGGUGGCAAGCGCGCAUCAGCUGAACCUUCCACUAUAAAGAAGCCCAAUCCUGCCGCUCCUACUACAGGCCAAGCAAAAAAGCCGACACCAGCGACGACGGAAACCAAAAUUGCUACCGCCUCUAUCGGCGCCCAGAAACGUCCUGGUGAGAGACCUACCGUAGCACCUAUGAAGGUUCGAGGCAACCAAGUGGUCAACAAGCCUUCAACAUUCUUCUCGACGCUCAACGCUGCGAGCAAGAAAACUUCUCCCACCGCUACUCCCGCAUCUACCACAAAGUCGACCCCCCAGCAGAAGACUGCUAAUGUCGUAGCUAAAAAGCCAGCACCCGCUGCAGUAGCCAAACCUGCAUUUUCCUUCGCAGAGACAAUGGCCAGCCUUCUUAAGCAGAAGGAAGAACCCGCAGCGCCUCCGAAACCGGAGAAACAGCUCCCACCCGAGACUGCAGAGGAGAAAGCCAAACGUUUGCGAAGAGAGUCUAGGAGGCAUCUGCGCGUUAGUUUCCGCCCGGAUUCUACUUUAGUCGACAUUCGAUACUUCCAUCAUGAUCCGGAGGAGGAAAUUGGUCAUGAUGAGAGUCUUGUUCGCGAUGCGGGCGACAUCGGGGGCGAAGGCCGCAUGUUCAAACAGCACAAGGAUAUGGACUAUGAGGAGGAUGACGACGAGCCUGAACAGAGCUAUCGCCCAUGGAUCGAUCCUACGUACGUAGAUUUUAGCCGCAUUGAUUCUGAGGAGCGACAACGGAACUUUGAGCCAUAUGGCGGUGGCACGAAUAAGCCCAUGUCUCCAGAGAAAGAGGCCAAUCAGCUUCGUGAGAACUCAACAUUGAUGGUCUUCUAUUCCCAUCCGUCUGAUAUUCCGACAUCCCCUCGAGAACCGCUUGAGCAGGCUGAACAACAGCCAAUUAAUGUGACUGAAUUCGGGGCUCCGCCUGACUGGGUUGUAAAUCGUUCCCCGAAUCCACCCGCACCUGCGCCUGCCCAGGCAGCGGACUUCAGCUCUUUAGAAGCCAUCUUCCGGCAACACGCUAUACCACAAAGCACACCUCAGGCUACAGCAGGCCAGCCCGCUUAUGCACCACCUCAGCAAACGGGAACCCCGGUACCCGACCUCUCAGCCAUUCUUGGAGCUUUGAGUGCAUUGCCUCAGCAGCAAGCUCCGGCCCAACCCCCAGUUCCACAACAACCAGCGGCGGCUCAACAAGCUGGGUUUGACUUGGCGGCUAUUCUUGCGCAAAUGACUGCUCCUAGUGGCGGGGCCUCCUUCCCACCUCCUCUCACGGCCUGGCCAUUUCCACAACCCUUCCAACAACCCCAACCGCAACAGCAGCAGCAGCAGCAGCAGCAGCAGCAAAACAACUCAAGCUACCAACAGACGCAGCAACCACAGCGGAACCAGCAAGCUAAUGGAGGAACGAAACGUUGGCGUACUGAGGACGACACUCACGAACGAGGACACUCUUCCUUUAAAAAGCAAAAGGGCCACAAGAAUCAUCGUUUCAAUGAGCGAUUUCAGGGGGAUGUGCCGCACAAAGUCAUACCAUGCCGAUUCUUCCAACAAGGCAAGUGCGCCAAAGGCGAUGAAUGCACUUUCAUUCAUGAUCGAAGCCUUAAAUGAAGACAUCCUGAAAUUUUUGAACGUAGCUCAACUCUUUCUUGAAUGCAACUGGAUACGUGUAGGCAAACGCAACGUCGUGCCGUCUACAGCAUCCAGCUAGUGCAUAUCCCGAACUGAAGAGCAGCUGGCCCUGGAAAGGCAUGGCAAAGCUCUCAGU
Molecule: messenger RNA, 3481 nt
Organism: Lindgomyces ingoldianus
Lineage: Eukaryota; Fungi; Ascomycota; Dothideomycetes; Pleosporales; Lindgomycetaceae
Exons: 3
Coding region: 115-3324 (1069 amino acids)
Molecular function (GO): metal ion binding
Source: RefSeq, a predicted model, not a curated record